Tyto alba (common barn owl) is the source of this 1413-nucleotide messenger RNA. It is a transcript of the gene PFKM, whose product is annotated as phosphofructokinase, muscle. Bases 169 to 1413 code for a protein of 414 amino acids. The record is from RefSeq and is a predicted model, not a curated record. Gene Ontology annotation, molecular function: fructose-6-phosphate binding; ATP binding; identical protein binding. The transcript is spliced from 11 exons. Lineage: Eukaryota; Metazoa; Chordata; Aves; Strigiformes; Tytonidae. Gene Ontology annotation, biological process: fructose 6-phosphate metabolic process; canonical glycolysis; fructose 1,6-bisphosphate metabolic process. Gene Ontology annotation, cellular component: membrane; 6-phosphofructokinase complex.
GCCGGGGAGGGGACACCCCCACCCCCCGGUGCUGCCCCUCCCCCGGGGGCCCCAUUUAGGGGCCGGCGGGCAGCGGGUGCCAGUCUGCGGGUGCCACCGGCCCAGGGGCCACCUCACCGCCCUCCCACCCAUCUUUGCCCGAUUUUCCUCUUUUUUCCAGCCGAGAAGAUGGCACAGCCGCUGCGGGGCCAGGGCCACGCCGAGAACCUGGGCGCCGGCAAAGCCAUCGCCGUCCUCACCUCCGGGGGGGACGCCCAGGGCAUGAACGCGGCCGUCCGUGCCGUGGUGCGGGUGGGCAUCUACACCGGCGCCAGGGUCUACUUUGUGCAUGAGGGGUACCAGGGGCUGGUGGACGGUGGGGACAACAUCAAAGAGGCCACGUGGGAGAGCGUCUCCAUGAUGCUGCAGCUGGGGGGCACGGUCAUCGGCAGCGCCCGGUGCCAGGAUUUUCGGACGCGCGAGGGACGCCUGAAAGCCGCCCGGAACCUGGUGAAACGCAGCAUCACCAACCUCUGCGUCAUCGGCGGCGACGGCAGCCUCACCGGCGCCGACACCUUCCGAGCCGAGUGGAGCAGCCUCUUGGGCGAGCUGGUCAAAGUGGGGGGGAUCACGGCGGAGGAGGCCAAGAAGUCGAGCUACCUGAACAUCGUGGGCAUGGUGGGCUCCAUCGACAACGACUUCUGCGGCACCGACAUGACCAUCGGCACCGACUCGGCGCUGCACCGCAUCAUGGAGAUCGUGGACGCCAUCACCACCACGGCGCAGAGCCACCAACGGACCUUCGUGCUGGAAGUGAUGGGUCGCCACUGCGGCUACCUGGCGCUCAUCACCGCCCUGGCCUGCGGCGCCGACUGGGUGUUCAUCCCCGAGUCCCCCCCCGAAGACGACUGGGAGGAUCACUUGUGCCGGAGGCUGACGGAGACCCGUGUGGGCGGCUCGAGGCUGAACAUCAUCAUCGUGGCCGAGGGCGCCAUCGACAAGCACGGCAAGGCCAUCACCUCCGAUGACAUCAAAGCCCUGGUGGUGAAACGUUUGGGAUACGACACCCGAGUCACCAUCCUGGGCCACGUCCAGCGCGGCGGGACGCCCUCCGCCUUCGACCGCAUCCUGGGCAGCCGGAUGGGUGUUGAAGCCGUCAUGGCCCUGCUGGAGGGGACCCCCGACACCCCCGCCUGCGUCGUCAGCCUCUCGGGCAACCAAGCCGUGCGCCUGCCCCUCAUGGAGUGCGUCCAGGUGGUGAGUAAGGGGGGGGGGGACGGGACAGCACCCCCAGGAGCACCCCCUGGGCUUCCCCCCUCCCCCGCCCCAUGUAAAGCAAACCCGCCCGGCGCGGUGCAAAGUCCCGGCAGUGAUGCAAGCCCAGCCGGACCCGUCCAAUGCGAUGCAAACCUGGCCAGCACGUUGCAAACCUGA